UUGUUGGUGGAUUCUCUUCUGGUCUGACUUCAUUCAGAGGAGCAUGGUGAGGAUAAAUCCAGUAAAGCGAGAGGAGGACUCCCACAAGGCUGGAUGAAUAUAUUUCUGCCCUGCUGGUGGGUUCAGACUCCUCGCGGAGGGAAGCUGGACUAAGCGCCCGGCCUUCAUGUAACUGUAUUUAGACUUUCUGCAGUGAUGCAAGUUGACUGUCUGUCUCGCGAAAGGAUCAGCUGAAUAAAACCAGGGUUAUUCUGUUGUUAGCUUGUUGUUUGCCUUCAGGAGGAGGAUAAAACCCGGGGCACGGCGACAGAAGAGCCAGAACACUCCUAAUUGAUGAAACAACCAAUCAGGACAUGCCUUUACUCCAGAGAGCGUGUGACUGGUGGUUUGAUCAAGUUGUCAAUCAUCUGUUUAACUGGUUGAACUGGAGUCCCAUGUGCUGUUAAGCAGUGUUGUGGUUGGUUCAUUUAAUAUCUCAGUUUUUUGGGUAACGGGGAUCGUUUAAUCUCUCCUUUCAUCCUGAUCUCACUCGGUCCAUGUGGUGUCGGCCAUUUUAUUGUUUAUUCCUUUUUUUUCGAUCGGUUUGCUGAUUUUUACUGCCAUGAAGCGACUGGGCCACCUGAUGCUGAGGAGGUGGAGAGAGACGGAGAGGUGGACGAGGAGGAGAAAGAGUGAACCCUGCGGAGGAGUGGAAGAGGAAGAGGAAGAAGAGGAGGGGACGGAGAGACAGACAGACAGAAGGAAGAAGAGACAGACGGACCGGUGGACUCUGAGGAGAAGGUCGGAACCCUGCACAGGAGCCACGGAGGAAGAGGAAGAUAAAAGCCAGGGGAUGAAAAGGAAGGAUGAGAAGAGGAGGAGGAGGAAAUCAGAGCCCAGCAUCCUCGUGCAGCCGGAGAUGGACAGACAAACAGAAAGACAGACGGACAGGCAGAGGAAAGAGACAGGCGGGAGGAGCGGAGAGGCAGACGAACGGAUGCUGCGGCGGCGCUCCGAGCCCUGUGGAGCCCUUUACAUCCAACUGCUCCCUCUGUCAGACAGGAAGAGGAAGGAGCUGCUAGAGAGACGCACAGGACGGAGGAAGUCAAUUGGGGAGGAGAGAGACGAGCAGACAGACUGGACGGACAGGAGGCAGAAAAAGGAGGACAAGCGGACGGCCAGGAGGAAGUCCGAGCCCAUCGGCCUUCUGGAAACCACCUCUAGCAUGUCCUCUCCCCCCUCCACCCCUUCCUCUGCUUCCCCCCAUGUGCCUCCUCCUUCCCGGGCUCAGGAGGCCGGUGUGUUUCAGCUGGAGACGUACCAGAGCGAGCCGCGCCGGCCGGAGACCCGCAGGAUGCGCUCCUACUCCUCCCCUCCCGACUCGGGGCCACGCGGCGCCCUCUCCUGCUACCGACCACCUCCUCCUUCGUCGCCGCCACCACCUCCUCUUCCUGCCCCCGCACCUCACAGCUCUCUCUGCUCUCAUGCCGCUGCCAGGCUGGUGGAGGCUGCUGCAGACGGCAUGUUGGAGGGACAGGGACACCGGGACUCCGAGGAUGCCGUUGAUGAGUCAGAGGGAGACAUCUACAUGCGUUUCAUGAAGUCCCAUAAGUGUUAUGACAUCGUUCCCACCAGCUCCAAAUUGGUGGUCUUUGACACCACGCUACAGGUGAAGAAAGCCUUCUUCGCCCUCGUAGCAAAUGGAGUGAGAGCUGCUCCUCUCUGGGAGAGCAAGAAACAGAGCUUUGUAGGAAUGUUGACAAUCACAGAUUUCAUCAACAUCCUGACCAGAUAUUACAAAUCCCCAAUGGUGCAGAUCUAUGAGCUGGAGGAACAUAAGAUUGAGACGUGGAGGGAGUUGUACCUCCAGGAAACCUUCAAACCUCUAGUUCACAUCUCACCGAAUGCCAGUAUCUUUGAAGCGGUGUAUUCAUUAAUUAAGAAUAAGAUCCAUCGGCUGCCUGUCAUCGACCCGGUCAGCGGUAAUGCACUUUACAUCCUGACGCACAAACGGAUCCUCAAGUUCCUCCAGCUCUUUGUGUGUGAGAUGCCCAAGCCAGCGUUUAUGAAGCAGACGUUAGAGGAGCUGGGUGUUGGGACUUACUCCAACAUCGCUUACAUCCACCCAGACACGCCCAUCAUCACCGCCCUGUCCGUCUUCACCCACCGCCGCGUCUCCGCCCUGCCCGUGGUCGACCAAAAUGGUAAAGUGGUGGAUAUCUACUCCAAGUUUGAUGUAAUUAACCUCGCAACAGAGAAGACUUACAAUAACCUGGAUGUAACGGUGACUCAGGCGCUCAGCCAUCGCUCCCAGUACUUUGAAGGAGUCAUGAAAUGUAACAGACUGGAAACACUGGAAACCAUUGUGGACCGCAUAGUGAAGGCAGAGGUCCACAGGUUGGUUGUCGUUGAUGAGGACUCUCGCAUCAUCGGAAUUGUUUCUUUGUCUGACAUCCUGCAAGCGCUGAUUCUGACACCUGCAGGUCUAGGUAGAAAGGACAGUCUACCCAGUCAGCCAGCCGGAGAGCCUGGUGUGGAUUCAGUUGAAGCGGAUCCUGACAGACCAGAGAGCACAGAACCACCAAUUGAACUGGACACAGACCCGGAGUCUGGAAGAGAGACAGAGCUAGAGACAGACAGAGAAGCAGAGGGAGGGACAGGUUGUGAGACGUCUGCGAUAGAGAGUGAUGCAGGGUUAGAGAUCGGGGCUGCCACAAGUGGAGAGACAGAGGGAGACAGACAGGAAGACACAGAGAGACAGGUAACCACGGAGACUGAGGGAGACAGACAGGAAGACACAGAGAGACAGGUAACUACAGAGACAGAGGGAGAUGGACAGGAAGACACAGAGAGGCAGGUAAUUAAAGAGGCGGAGGGAGACAGACAGGAAGACACAGAGACACUGGUAACUACAGAUACAGAGGGAGACAGACAGGAAGACACUGAGACACUGGUAACUACAGAUACAGAGGGAGACAGACAGGAAGACACAGAGAGACAGGUAACUACAGAGGAAGAGGGAGACACUGAAGUCACACAAACGGAAAGUGAAAUCCAACCAGUAUCUGAGAGUGAGACAGAGAUGGAGGAGCAGACAGACACGGAAGUGACGGAGGGAGAGAGACAGCCAGACAUGGAGGAAGACGUGAAAGCAACAGACACACAAACAGAUAGACAAAUGGAAUGUGAGACAGACACAGAGGCAGAUAGACAGACAGAAUGUGAGGUGGACAUAGAGGCUGAAUGUGAGACAGAUGGAGAGAAAGGAGGUGAGACAGACAUACAGACAGACAGAGAGACAGAUUGUGAGAUAAAAAGAGACACAGAGGGAGAGACAGAAACACAAACAGAGGGAGAGACAGAAUGUGAGACAGACACAGAGACAAACAGGGAGAUGGAACACACUGUUUUGACUGAGGCAGAUAUGGAGCUUCAGUUGGAGACGGAGAAGUGUGAAGGAGGAGAGGAGGAGAAGGAAGGAGGGGAGACUGAAGGUGAGGAAAGAAAAGAAAAAGAAGAGGAGGAAGAGGGAGGAGAGACCGAAGGGGAGGAAAGGAAAGAAAGAGAGGAGGAGGAGUUGGGAGGGGAGACCGAAAAGGAGGAAAGGAAAGAAGAGGAGGAGGGAGGUGAGGAAGAAGGUGAAAGUGCUGAAGGAGUGAAGGAAGGAGGGAAUGAGGGAGAAGGAGAGAAGGAGGCAGAGUGAUCACUCCGUCUGGUGUCUCUGGACUCGUUCUGACCUGUGGAGGUUGAGUUCUGCUGCUCGUAACAGGAAGAGGAGGAGAAAGAAUGUGAAGGGGUGGGAUCAACUCCCCUGAAAGCUGACAUGGGAUUGGCCAGGAGGCUUGAACCGUCCGUUUUUAUUGGUCAGCAUUCAGCAGGUUAGGGACUGAUGCAGAGCUGUGAUUGGACAGCUGCCUGGUUUUGUUAAAGCAGGAGGAAGGCGGGCCACAUAGAUGACUGGCGUUGAGUUGAACCAAUCGGAGAUCUUUGACGGCCGUUUCUCAGUGGACCAUUCAAGUGUUCGUUAGCCUCGGAGAACAGCUUUUAUCAUCGCGCUGAAAGCUGUUCAUUUCUGGACUGUUCUCCUCUGUGUUGAACGGGCUCGGUGGUGGCUGACGUCUAGAAAAACACAACAGAAAUCUCAAAUUCAGUUUUAACAUGUGAACAUCACCUGGACAGAAAUAACACGUUUUUAACAGCAGUGCUUUUCAGGUAGAGCCGUCCUGAAGGUCUCGUCACAGCGCUGGCUUCAUCUGCUUUCUCUUUAGCAACAGAAAGGAGACGCUGUCGAGCUUAGCAUUAGCAUCAAGAAAACUGGAUCUAUAAGAACAAACUUGAUCUUUCGAGCACAAUUCAUACGAGAAAUGCAGCUCAAAUUCCAUGACAUUACAAGAAGGCGGAGGAGUUACAAAUAUUUCAACAUUUAGAAAAAGCGCCGUGCUUUAAACAAAGUUUUAGAGGUCUCCUAGCAACAGUGGAGGCCACGCCCACCACUUCCUUAUUAUCAUCUAUGGAGAGCUGUGUCUGAAGUUGCUCUGUUUUGCUAUAUAGUGCACUGUAUUCACCUUCCUCCGUUUUGAGUCUCCGAUUUCUAACUGUAAAAAUGAUUCAGAGUGAAGUGUCCUCGGAAAUUCAUGACUCCCUACAGAAUGAACUGUCGAGGGUUUAAUGUGUGUGUGUCUGUGUGUGUGUCUGUGUGUGUGUGUGUGUAAAAGUGAAUGAAUGAACGAGGAAAUGAUGCCGGACACAGCUCAGGACCGCUAAACUGAAUGAGGAGCUCAGUUUGAACCGAUCAACCAUUUCCAUAGCAACCAAAACACUCUUAACGAAUCAUUAUAACGAAUCAUUAUAUUUUAGGUAGAAGUGCGUUCUAGUCAAAUGACCGCUCCAAGUUCUGAGUUCUGAAAGUAUGACAACGACUCUCAUCACAAGCGGCGGUGAAGUCGUGCUUUUACUGUUUCACAC
Molecule: messenger RNA, 4944 nt
Organism: Lampris incognitus (smalleye Pacific opah)
Lineage: Eukaryota; Metazoa; Chordata; Actinopteri; Lampriformes; Lampridae
Exons: 14
Coding region: 602-3682 (1026 amino acids)
Source: RefSeq, a predicted model, not a curated record